AUGUUGAAUCAGUCAAGAAUGUCACAAGUAGAAUUAAAUCGGAAUUUAGAAGAAACAACCAGAAAUUUAAAAUGUAUGGCAAAUGCAUUAAAAACAGAAAAACAACGAACCGAUGAACUACUCUGUGAAUUAAUGCCUCCAAGUGUGGCUGAAUCUCUCAGACAGGGGAAUACUGUCGAGGCUAGUGAAUUCCCCGAAGCGACAAUUCUUUUUACUGAUAUAGUCACAUUCACCAAUAUCUGUUCAUUAUGCACUCCAUAUGAUGUAGUUAAUCUAUUAAAUGAUUUGUAUCAACGAUUUGAUCGAAUUGUUGGAAUCCACGAUGUUUAUAAGGUGGAAACUAUUGGUGAUGCUUAUAUGAUUGUUGGUGGAGUGCCAAGUGAACGAAGAAAUCAUGCAGAAAAAGUACUUGACGUUUCUAUUGGAAUGUUAAUGGAAUCUCGAUAUGUAAAUAAAUUAAUUAAUUAA
Messenger RNA from Meloidogyne enterolobii, 468 nucleotides. The record is from the annotation of a GenBank genome assembly. Lineage: Eukaryota; Metazoa; Nematoda; Chromadorea; Rhabditida; Meloidogynidae.